UUUUUAGCAGUUUUUUCCUUGAAAUAAUUUCGAAGUUCCAUUGGAAACCUCUCUCCCUCUCGCUAGGAUUCUUCUUUUUGUAGCCUUUCGGUGCUUAAUUUCAACACCUUUCAUUCUCUUUCUUCACUUUCCUUCCUCGUAAUUCUCAGAUUUUUGUUCUUCCUUACUUCGAUUCCAUGGUCUCUUCAAAAUGCUGAUGUUCCUCACCGGAAAAAGCCUGAAAAAAACCUGCAAUUUCUGACUCUUUUGUUCCCCAAAUUCGUUUUUCCCAACCUUUUGAUUUUGCUGAUUUGAAUUCCAAGAAGCUCUAACGCUAAUGGCGAUCGAUGUUUGCUCUGAGAUUUCCACAGUAGGAAUCAGUCCCAGAAUCUCGUUUUCUCAUGAUCUGAACCAAACAGAUUCGUUGCCUUCUUCUAAUUUCGAUCGCGAUCGUCUGGAUUUGAGUCUUCUCGAAUCCGAUUUCGAUUUCUGCAUUGGUAAUCUUCUUCGGCAAGAUCUCUCCUCCGCCGAUGAACUCUUCUCCAAUGGCAAAAUCCUCCCCAAAUCGAUCGAGCCAAACAGAGAGAUUCUUAAACCUAACCAAUCUCCUCCUCUAAUUCCUCCGAUUCCUCCCGAUCCAUCCAGAAACUCAGUCUCCUCCGAGAAGAAGAGCCUUAAAGAGCUUCUAUCCGCCAGUUUCGACGGCGAUGAGAAACCGCAAUCGAAAUCCUUCUGGCAGUUCAAGCGAAGCAGUAGUCUCAAUUGCGAAAGCUCCAAGAGUAGAAGUUUGAUUCGAUCCUUGCAUUUUCUCUCCAGAAGUAAUUCAACUGGUUCCACUUUGAAUCCGAAACAGCAAUCGGUUUCUAAGGAGAGACCGAAUUUGCAGAAACAGGCUUCAAUUUCCAGUAGUAGAAGAUCAACUUCAUCCUCAUCUUCAUCUUCUUUCUCCAACUCGUAUUUUGUAAAUUCGUGUUCUCAAAAGCCUUCAAUCAGGAAGAAUUUGGGACCGAAUAAUGGCAAUGGAGUUCGAAUUAGUCCUCUUCUCAAUCUUCCUCCGCCAUACAUUUCCAAAGUAACUGUCAGUUUUUUCGGAUUUGGUUCUCUGUUUUGUAAUGGUAAGAUUAAAAAGAAAAAGAAAUGAAAGGAAAAAAAAAAAGCAUCUCUAUGCUAUGUUCAUAAAAUUCUUCUUGCUUGAAACCGAUUCUUCAAGUACAGAUUUAGAUUGAUUUUAUGUCUCCAUUAUUUCUGUUUUUCAAACAUGUGAUCACUCUCUGCAAAUUGGAACAAUCAGAGAAAUCGCAUUAUAUUAUUUUGAA
Benincasa hispida (wax gourd) is the source of this 1295-nucleotide messenger RNA. RefSeq lists its product as uncharacterized. Lineage: Eukaryota; Viridiplantae; Streptophyta; Magnoliopsida; Cucurbitales; Cucurbitaceae. The record is from RefSeq and is a predicted model, not a curated record.